UCAGGAACCUAAAGCAGACUUGAAAACUUGAAAGAGAAGAAGUUUGAUCAAACUGUUGUUCUCCUUGAACUGCAAAGAUGACUCUUGUUAAGCUUCUCAUUCUGUCCUUAACUUUGUCAGCAGUGUGUGGAUUGAGAUGCUACUCGUGCAAAAAUGCCAGUGGUGCAGCCUGCCCCGAAAUCAAAGAGUGUCAUCCCCUUGCCAACCGUUGUUACUCAAUGAAACUGGGCGCACUGGUUUCCAAGGGCUGCCAGAACUGGUUGUCGUGUGGUUUCGCCUGGAACUGCUGUAAAGGCGAUCUGUGCAAUGGCUCCACAUGAUCUGGAUCCAGUUUCCUCUUGAUGAUGCUGACUUCAGCCAUGUUCAUACUUUUUCCUGAAAAAAAAAAUUGAGAUAUAAGGUGUUUUUAAUGGAACGUUUGGAAUAACUGAAAGAAAAAUAAAGACAUUUUCUGUUGAA
Messenger RNA from Oryzias melastigma (Indian medaka), 459 nucleotides. Its product is annotated as CD59 glycoprotein-like. The record is from RefSeq and is a predicted model, not a curated record. The coding region runs from base 78 to 320 and encodes 80 amino acids. Lineage: Eukaryota; Metazoa; Chordata; Actinopteri; Beloniformes; Adrianichthyidae. The transcript has 3 exons.